Molecule: messenger RNA, 639 nt
Organism: Colletotrichum navitas
Lineage: Eukaryota; Fungi; Ascomycota; Sordariomycetes; Glomerellales; Glomerellaceae
Exons: 2
Coding region: 1-639 (212 amino acids)
Source: RefSeq, a predicted model, not a curated record
AUGUUGUUCGCCGUCUUGUUCACGGCGACCAGGUUCCUGCAAAUCAUCACCUUGAUCCCGACAAUGGGCAUGCUAGCCUGGUUCGUCGAUGGCUUCGUCAAGAGCAACUUCAUUGUUCCCAACUCGAUCCUCGUCCUCUUCAUCGUCUCCGUCCUCGCCCUUGCCUGGGCCAUCGUCACCCUCUUCAGCUACCACCGCAGCAGCACAAACGCCCUCUUCGUCGCCGUCAUCGACCUCGCCUUCGUCGGCGCCUUCAUCGCCGGCGUCUGGUACCUGCGCGGCAUCAACUACGUCAGCUGCACCGAUCUCGCCCGCAACGGCACCUGGUCUGCCAACUUCCCCGGCUUCAUCGUCGUCUCCGGCCCGCGCUUCAACCUCUUCACCAACAAGCCUUGCGCCAUGCUCAAGGCGUCGUGGGUCUUUGGCAUCAUCAACACCAUCCUCUUCUUCUUCACCGCCGUCCUCGCCUGGCUUCACGGCGAUCACCUCUCCUCGAGGUACGAGCGCAAGUCCUACCACCACGGCCACCACCACCACCACCACCGCCACCGCAGCCACAGCCACAGUCAUAGCCGCGGUCACAGCCAUCGCUCCCGCAGCCGUCGCAGCUCCCACUCGCACCGCCGUGUCUACGUCUAA